AAAAUAAGAAAUUUGAUAUAUUAUAUUAAUUAAAAAACUUACAAAAUGGAAUUUACAAAUUUUACAUAUGAUAUAAUAUUAUGGAUGAUGACAGCUCUUCUCGAUUUAUUUUUUCGAGAAGUUAAGACUAGAGGUUCAUUUCGUAUACCAAAAAGAGGAGGACUUAUCUUUGUUGUAGCACCUCAUGCUAAUCAGUUUGUAGAUCCACUUCUUCUUAUGCGGCAAGUUCAGCUAGCAUCUUCUCGUCGUAUAUUUUUCUUAAUUGCAGAGAAAUCAAUGAAAAGGAAAUUUGUAGGUUUUAUGGCACGCCUUACUGGUUCAAUUCCUGUUGCACGACCAUCUGAUUAUUUAAAGCAAGGAACUGGCAAGAUAGUUUUUUCAGAGAAGGAUCCAAUGCGUGUUUAUGGAAUUGGUACACUUUUUACUAAAGAAUUGUCUAAAAAAUCUAUGAUUGUAAUAUCAAAUAUUCCUAAUUUAGAAGUCGCAGAUAUUGUUUCAGAUACAGAAAUAAUACUUAAAGAAGAGAUCAAGGAAUUUCCUUCUAUUUCUUCUGAAGAAGGGUUGACUUUUAAAAUUUUAUCUAAAAUUGAUCAAAGUAAAGUUUAUAGUCAAGUUUUUAAAAAACUUGAGGAAGGAAAAUGUAUUGGAAUAUUUCCAGAAGGUGGUAGUCAUGAUCGAUCUGAUUUACUUCCUCUUAAAGCUGGUGUCGCUAUUAUGGCUCUUGGAGCAUUAGCAAAUAAUCCAAAUAUAAAUGUUAAAAUUGUUCCAUGUGGCAUGAAUUAUUUUAAUGCUCAUCGAUUUCGUUCUUGUGCUGUUCUUGAAUUUGGAACUCCUUUAGAAAUACCAAAAGAACUUGUAGAAAAAUAUAAAUCUUCAUCUAAACAUGAAGCAAUAAAAGCAUUUUUAGACAUGAUUUAUAAUGCCCUUAUGGCAGUUACUGUUAGAACAACGGAUUACGAGACUUUAAUGUUUAUUCAGGCUGGAAGAAGGUUAUAUAAACCAGGUCAUAGAAGACUUCCUUUACAACAAAUAGUCGAAUUAAAUAGGAGAUUUAUAAUGGGUUAUAAUCAUUAUAAAGAUGAUCCACGUGUUGUUAAACUUCGAAAUUCUAUUGUAAGUUAUAAUCGCCAGUUAUACUUGCUUGGUAUUCGUGAUUAUCAGGUUCAAAGUGCAAACUAUGGGGUGUUUAAGGUUAUAACGUUGCUAAUAUAUCGUUUUUUGAAAUUUUUAAUACUUGCUAUUGUAUCUUUUCCUGGUGUUAUUAUGUUUGCACCUAUAUUUAUUGCAACAAAAAUCAUUUCAAAAAGAAAAGCAAAAGAAGCUUUAGAUGCAUCUACUGUUAAAAUUCAAGGGAACGAUGUUUUAGCUACAUGGAAACUUUUAGUUGCAUUAGCUCUUGUUCCCGCUUUACUUUUAUUUUACUCAAUUAUAAUUACAUAUCUUACAAUUCAUUUUGAAAUUGUUUCUUAUACAAAAAAAUGGAUUUGUAUUAUGCUUAUUGUAAGUUUAAUAAUGAUUUUUAUGGUGUCAUUUGCAGCUUUAAGAUUUGGAGAAAGUGGUUUGGACAUUUAUAAAUCACUAAGACCUUUAUUUUUAAGCUUAAAUCCUACAUCUGCCAACACUAUUUAUAAAUUACGUCAAACUCGAGAAGAAUUAGCUGUUGAAUUGACACAUUUGAUAAAUACUUUGGGACCAGAAUUAUUUCCAGAUUUUGAUCCCGGCAAAGUGAUUGCUAUGCCUGAAUAUAUGAUUCAAAAUAGCCGAGUUGGGCAAAGUCAUAGUCAAUCAGCAUCUAUUGAUAAAAAUGAUGAUGCAUUAACUAACUCAACUUCAUUAUCAUAUAAUUCUAUAUUAGAUUUAUCGAGAAAUACUAGUCUUCAAAGUUUGUCUUCAAUACAGCUUUUUGCAAAUAAUUCUUUUAGUUCUAGUAGUAAAACAAAUAGUCUCACUGAAGAAAAUGAAACAGAAAGGAUAGAUCAAGAUAGUAUAUCAAGCAAAAGUGAAAGUUUUGAGGAAGUUUCAAAGGAAAUUCGAAAGGCAAUGAAGCAAAGGAUACAAAAACGAAAAAAUAAGAAACCUUAUAUAUAUUCCGAAUCUUAUGAUUUUGAUAUUAGUGAUGAGAGUGAUUAUCUAAAACUGCAUUCUAGUACAAGUCAGAGCGAAUCAGAAACGAUAAGUGAAUCCGAAUAUUAUGAAGAAUCGAAAAAGACUGUAUAAUUUUUUUGUUUCAAUAUUAUCUAUUAUAAAGCAUAUUUUAAAUA
This is a messenger RNA of Pneumocystis carinii B80, 2261 nucleotides long. RefSeq lists its product as hypothetical. Lineage: Eukaryota; Fungi; Ascomycota; Pneumocystomycetes; Pneumocystales; Pneumocystaceae. Gene Ontology annotation, cellular component: endoplasmic reticulum membrane. Gene Ontology annotation, molecular function: glycerone-phosphate O-acyltransferase activity; glycerol-3-phosphate O-acyltransferase activity. Gene Ontology annotation, biological process: phospholipid biosynthetic process. The record is from RefSeq and is a predicted model, not a curated record. The transcript has 8 exons. The coding region runs from base 46 to 2217 and encodes 723 amino acids.